Molecule: messenger RNA, 1754 nt
Organism: Penicilliopsis zonata CBS 506.65
Lineage: Eukaryota; Fungi; Ascomycota; Eurotiomycetes; Eurotiales; Aspergillaceae
Exons: 2
Coding region: 9-1736 (575 amino acids)
Biological process (GO): positive regulation of transcription by RNA polymerase II
Cellular component (GO): nucleus
Molecular function (GO): transcription cis-regulatory region binding; zinc ion binding; DNA-binding transcription factor activity, RNA polymerase II-specific
Source: RefSeq, a predicted model, not a curated record
AUUCAUCUAUGCCGGCCCGCAAUUUCCACUCCAAGUCCCGCGAUGGGUGUCUACGCUGCAAGGCGAACCGAGUCAAAUGCGACGAGCAAAAACCUGCCUGCCUGCGGUGCCAGGACCGUAAACUGCCCUGCCCCGGGUAUCGUCACCACAGCCUACGAUGGCUCGCCAAACACCAACAGGGCAUCGAUCGCCACGUUUGCACUCCUGCCAGCCCGAGAUCGACGUCUACAGAGCCGGUGUUUGUCUUUGAACUGAUGCCAGCUCCCAGUCAGACGGUGGACAGCGAUGGCCAUGACCAGCCCAUCGACGACUUUCUCUGCGAUCCCGAGCUCUCCUUGUCGGACUGGGUGGAAUGGCCAGGAGCUGAGCCAGACACAGACGCGAUAGAAACACAGCCCGAGGCAGCGUCAGAACCCCCGACAGCAGCAGCAGCAGCAGCAACAUUGGAGCUCUCGACAAGCCUCUGUCAUCAACCGUCGGCGCUGUGCGAAUACUUCUUCAAGGAGGUCAUCACCCUCUACUGCGCGUGGGACAGCCACGCCAACGCGAUGCGGAUCAUGGCCGAGGCCUUCUGGCAGCAUUCCGUGGCACUAUACCACACCAUCCAGAGCAUGGGCGCCGCCUGUCUGGCCACGACGUUCCCUCAUCUCGCCGCCGUCGCGGUGCAGGAGCGUGCGCAGGCCAUUCGCCUGCUCCAGACGCACUCAUCCGGACAGGAAGACCGUCUGCUGGCCGCCUGGCUGCUCGGGCAUACAGCGUCGUGGCACGAGCCGCAGGACCUGGCUGUCGAGCUGUUCCGCGAGAACUGCCUGAUUGUGCGCGACUCUGCCGCCAACGGACGCCUGCACGGGGCCAGUGUUCCGUUCUUCGAGGAGGCCAUCGACUACUGGGCGAUGCUGCUGGCCUUCUUCACCAAGGAUCACAGCCAGAACCCGUUGCGGACGGCCGAGCCGGCUUCAUCGCCCUCCUCCUCAUCCCCUGAAUCCAGCCUGCCGCACCCGUGGACGGGCAUCUCGCGGCUGACGGUGCGGAUGUUGACAGAGGUCGGGCAGCUCGUCUUCCGCCAUCGCUCACGGAUGCUCUCUCGCUCGGGCUUCCUCACCGAGACGGACAUGGACGCCUUCCGUGAAGCUCUACGGACCGGGCGGGCUCUCGAGAGACGGCUCCUGAGUUAUCGGCCGGUGAAUGUCUCCGACAUCCUCGACCCGGGCGAUCCACGCACCUCCACCGGCCAUUUACACGCCAUCGACGAGGCGUACCGCCAUACAGGCCUGUUACAGCUGUACCGCGUGUUUCCGGAUCUGCUGGCAGAGCGAUACAGCCCGUGGAAGGCAGAGGAGAUUCUCUGGGCACGUCCGGCCACCAAACAGCCGUCCCGGACGGAACAGGAUGUCUGGCGGACGAAACUUGCCAUCUACAUCUUAGACAUCCUGCGAGAGAUCCCCUUUGAGUCCGGGACGCGCUGCUUACAGCCGUUUAUCCUUGUCGCUGUCGCCAGCGAGCUGCGCUGUGUCUAUACAGAGAACCGGGUGGACGAUGACAUGAUCGCCAUUGCACAGGCCCGACGGUUCGUCAGCUCGCGACUAUCUGCCUAUACGCACAUCCUGCCCUUGCGAAAGGUGCGGAAGAUGAUCGAGCUGGUGGAUUCUAUUUGGUCGGCGCUGGAUUCGGGGCAACAGGACGUCUACUGGAUGGACAUUGCGGAUCAGAAACAGCUGCGGACAUUAUUGGGUUAGUUUAUAUAUAUUUAUUAU